Molecule: messenger RNA, 623 nt
Organism: Eucalyptus grandis
Lineage: Eukaryota; Viridiplantae; Streptophyta; Magnoliopsida; Myrtales; Myrtaceae
Product: NADH dehydrogenase [ubiquinone] 1 beta subcomplex subunit 3-B
Exons: 2
Coding region: 90-290 (66 amino acids)
Biological process (GO): mitochondrial respiratory chain complex I assembly; electron transport chain
Cellular component (GO): mitochondrion
Source: RefSeq, a predicted model, not a curated record
GGGAGGGGAGGCGCAUUUUGCAUUUGGGAAAGGAGCAAGCAGAAGCCGCAAGCAGAAGUCGCAAGAGAGAGAGAGGGGAGUGGGGGGGAAUGGCGAAGCCGCUGGGACCGACGGGAGAGUUCUUCAGGAGGAGGGACGAGUGGCGGAAGCACCCGAUGCUGGGCAAUCAGAUCCGCCACGCCACUCCUGGCCUCGGCAUCGCUCUCGUCGCUUUUGGGAUCUACCUCGUCGGCGAGCAAGUCUACGACAAGCUCUACAAGCCCCAUCCCCCUUCCUCCUCCUCUCACUGACCCCCCGCAGAUGAGGGUUCAUUUGGAGGAUGAGAAGCUUGGUUUUCAGACUGUGUGGUGUCUUCUUCCUGGUUUUUUGUCAAAUAAAAGCUCAGAUAAAUGAGAAACACAAGGGCCUUCCUUUUUUCUCUGUGAUGUGUUGGUAGAAACUGUGACAACCAAGUUAUUUUGUAGCUGUGGCUUAUUCAGAAACGUUUCAAAGUUCUCGAUCAAUUACCAUUUGAAUUUUGCUUCUGAUGAAACAAUUGUCAAGUCCAUUUCUAUAUGUGGCAACUUUUCAGGUGUGGGUGCAUCAGGAUGCACAUAUAAAUAGGCAGUACUCAUUUCACCGAA